This is a messenger RNA of Jaculus jaculus (lesser Egyptian jerboa), 2419 nucleotides long. RefSeq names its product cell division cycle associated 4 (gene Cdca4). Gene Ontology annotation, molecular function: transcription regulator activity. The record is from RefSeq and is a predicted model, not a curated record. Gene Ontology annotation, cellular component: nucleus. The transcript has 2 exons. Lineage: Eukaryota; Metazoa; Chordata; Mammalia; Rodentia; Dipodidae. Bases 376 to 1089 code for a protein of 237 amino acids.
UGGCGCCUGAGGCCUGGGCGGCAGCCACGGCGAAGACCGAGCGGGCCUCCCCCGGCCGCCGUCCUGCACCGUCGCCUUCUUGCAGGCGUCUGAGUGACGGGCCCGGUGAGCAGGAGCGGCCUCAGUCCUCGCUCCCUCCCGCUCUCCCCUCCGCGGCUCUCCCUCCGGCCCUCUUGGUGCUCGUUUCGGUCUCCCUCCUUCGGUCCACCCCGCCCCGGCCGUCCUCCCCUCCCAUCGUGGCCCCUCUGGCCGCCGCCGCCCCGAGCUGAAUUUCCCUUGGCUGCUGCAAACCAAGCCGGGGUUGGAGCGCCUGCAGGCGGGUCACGGCCAUUCCUGGGAAGGCAGGCCGGCCUCCCUGCAGCCGCCUGCCUGGACAUGAUGUUUGCACGAGGUCUGAAGAGGAAAUGUGAUCAGGAGGAAGGUGGGGAGGUCUUUGGCAGUGUCCCUUCCUAUAGUCUGCAGCGGCAGUCACUUCUGGACAUGUCCUUGGUCAAGCUCCAACUAUGUCACAUGCUGGUGGAGCCCAACCUCUGCCGCUCUGUCCUCAUCGCCAACACAGUCCGGCAGAUCCAAGAGGAGAUGAGCCGGGAUGGUGUGUGGAAUGGGAUGGUGCCCCAGAAUGCAGAACCGGCACCUCUUGACCGCCUGGUGUCUACAGAGAUCCUAUGUCGCACUGUGAGGGGCCCGGAUGGGGAGCACCCUGCUCCUGAACUGGAAGAAGGCCCCUUGCAAGGCCCAGCUUCUGAACUUCCCACAGUCAACUCAACACAUGGGCCAAGGAACCCUCAGAGUAGCCUUUGGGAGAUGGACAGCCCUCAGGAAAACAGAGGAAGCUUUCAGAAGUCAUUGGACCAGAUCUUUGAGACGCUGGAGAACAAAAAUCCAAGCUCUGUAGAGGAACUUUUCUCAGAUGUGGACAAUUCCUACUACGACCUGGACACGGUAUUGACAGGAAUGAUGAGUGGCACCAAGCCGGGCAUCUGCAACGGGCUGGAGGGCUUUGCUGCAGCCGCCCCACCUCCCAGCUCCACCUGCAAGUCUGACCUGGCGGAUCUGGACCAUGUGGUUGAGAUUCUGGUGGAGACCUGAGGGGGAAGGCCCCUGACAAGGACAAGGUCAUGCAUCCUAAACAACAUCUCACUUGUACUGUACCCACACCCACACACAGCCAGGAACCCAUUCCUGCUCACUUGUUGAUUUUAAAAAUAUCUUGGGAUGAUUGUUAUUAGCAAGGGCUAUAGCUGCUAGGCCUGUCCCACUCUCUGGGAAGGGCAGAACAGAAGCCGUCACCAGGAACUGGAUGGAGCUCACUGAAGGCUUCUUGGGCCUGGACCAGGUGACAUUCACAGCCCUGAGCUCAUUUUCCCUGUUGCGUCAGGGUGGUGUCACAUAGGGAUGGCAAGCCACAGCUGAGUCCAGUCCUUUUUUAAAGUAGAUAGAUGACCUUUCUAAAAUUAAGUUUUCUAUGUUUUGACAAUAUUUUUACUUAAGAUAUAUAUUUUUAAACUUUUUAUACUUUAGAUCUUUUCAACUAUUUUUUUAAAAGUAUAUUUUUUCUACAAACAUCCUUUGCUGCUAUAUUAGAAACAUUUACAACUUAAAAAAGUAAACCUGGUUUAAGGUUAAAUUUGGAAUUUUUUGUUUGUAAUGAUCUUUUCUACACUCCUGAGGCAACAGUGUACGUGUGUUUGGAUUUUUCUUCAGUUUUGUGUGGGACCCUGCUCUGCUCCAUCAUGUUCCACAUUCCAGGAGAGUGGGAUGGAUUAGAGUCAGAGGCAUGCACAGCUAUCUAUCCUACCCUACUUCCUUCACUAUGUCUGCUAUGCAGCCUUGUUCUCCUGGACUUCAUUGUGCCUGAUGGCUUUAUUUAUGCCUAUUUAUAUGUAAAUGCCACCGAAGGUCAAAAAUCUGCCUGUUGGUCUUCAGACUGGGGUCUCAGGUGGUACCUUCUAUUUGAUUCCUAGAAUGGCCCUGUACUGGUUGUCAAGAGGGGAGGCCAAAUGUGCAGACAACAUCCAACACUAUGUGUUUCAUGCCAGGGAAGCUGCUGGGUAGCAAGCAUGUGUGCUUGGAAAGCAAGUAUCCCAUGCACCCUUAGGCUGAAUAAUGCCUGUGCUUGCACCAUUGAAUUGGUGCUAGAACAUUUUAAAGAUACACUUGAGUUUAAAAUGAAAAGGUCUGAACUGUAUUCAUUGUAUGGCCCCUUGAUCCUGGUGUGGCUGCACCAGCUGCUUGUACUUCCAGAGGGUCCUUUUGCCUGCUCAGAGGUUGGACUCUCCCAUGUCCAUGUUGCCUGCUUUUCUUGACUUCCCUAUUUCUGAACCUCAAAGGUUUGUUUCUUGCAUAUGGCCAUUUUUUAAAAAAAAUACCAACAAUGUAAACCUCACUUUAUUAAAAAAGAAUUAUCCCACAAGCAAAA